This is a messenger RNA of Linum trigynum, 1528 nucleotides long. NCBI's taxonomy places the organism in Eukaryota, Viridiplantae, Streptophyta, Magnoliopsida, Malpighiales, Linaceae. The record is from the annotation of a GenBank genome assembly.
GUUCUCAUCAUAUCAACAUUUCGAAACACUCCUAAGUUCAACAGAUAUUAACCCAACACAAGCAUUAAAAGCUUGUAGGACUGUGUAUCCUCAGAAACGAUACAUUCUACUUUGCCAUCUGCAAUGUGAGACCAAAAAGAGGAAGAAAAACACUUCAAGUCUAGUCUUGAACCACAGGAAUCCCACUCAUGGUUGCAGACCUGCGCAGAAUCGACAUUGAGACUACAAAAAUGGGAACCGGGGGCCGGGGGCAUAGUUAAGUUUCCUCAUUGAAACUUCUCAGAAAACGACUACGAGCAUAUUAGAAUCGCAACUUGACAAGGUUUUGAUCAAGGUUUUCCACUAGUUCGAGAAACAAACAAGAUCAGGGCGAGCUGAUACUCCAAACCCAUGGAAAGAAGAAGUCAAAUUGCCAGAGAGAAAGGGAAGCAAACAGACCUGCACGAGUGCCGGAAGCACCAGCUCGCUUGAGGCCUUUCUUUUUCAGGAUGAAGCUAGAACCGAUAAACGCGUUGGACGCCACUGCCAAUAUCAGCCCCGUCGUAUUCUCCGAAACUCCCAUCUUUCGUCCGCCUCCCGUUUUACAUAAACACAGACAGUGGCGGCAGCAGAGAAGCGGUGCGGUGGAGGCGGCGGCGGCGGCGGCGGCGGCGGCGUACUAUCUAGCCCUAGAAUUCAAUUCGAUCGCAGGAACUUUGACGGAUUCCAGCCUUCCGUGGAGAUCAAAGAAAAAAAAUAGAGAGAAGAAACUCGGCCGAUUUCCCGCCAAAAUGCAAAACGACAAACCACAGAAGGUGAUGCCAAUCAGAACGGCGCAGAUGUGCUCUCUCCCUCCGACGCGGCGGAGACAACCGGGAAGCUCUGAGACAGUUCGGAAGUCAGCUGAUUUGAGUUCCCGUCGUUCGCUGAGUCGUCGGAUAUCUGGAUCAGGGGAAUGAGAAUGAAUGACAGAAGAGAGAGGAGGUUAAGCAAUUAUCCAGUGUUUCGCAGGAACGAGAAGUGACUCUACACCCGGUGAUGGCAGCCGCUUAACGACUUGUUGAUCUUAAGUUCAGCCAUUAUGUCCGUCCGAUUUCGAUAUGUCCAAAAAAACUACAGAUUUUUUUUUUUAAUGGUGUGAGGAUUGAGGAACCGUGUAAUCUGGCCUUUCUGCCUAUUGGCUCGCUGAAAAGGUCACAAUAAAAUAUAAUUUAAACUUUUUUUUAUAAUAAUUUCGUGGCGGGCGAGCGGUAAGAUGACAAUUGGCGGGUUGGUUCAGGGUUCACGUUACCGUAAUGCCCUUCACUCAUGAAUAUUCUCCAGUUACUAGGGAUGACAAAAAUGUCCGUAACCGUAGAUAUCCAUCCGAAUCCAACCUAAUUGGGUAGGGUAAAACCCGAAUUCGAAUAACUUUUAGUGGGUACGGGUAAAACCCGAACCCGAAUAUUGCGGGUAAUUGGUGGACAUGGUUUUCUCACUAUCCAACUCGAACCCGCCCGAUUAUACCCAUGAUAUGUAUUUUGUCUAGAAAUAAUCAAUAUUUUUCUCU